This is a messenger RNA of Scutellospora calospora, 616 nucleotides long. Lineage: Eukaryota; Fungi; Glomeromycota; Glomeromycetes; Diversisporales; Gigasporaceae. The record is from the annotation of a GenBank genome assembly.
CAUUUCUUCAGCUGCACGUGUUUCUUGUUUAUUGUAUCCACAAAAAACUUAUAAAACCAAAAGAGGCCUUGGGCGACACGAAAAGCUUGUUCAUCCGGAUUAUAAUAUACCACGUGAUGGAGUUGCCACCUUACCAUUUGAUGCCGUUAAUGAAUUUAAAAAAAUGUUAGUAUAUUUGAUUCAAAAAAAACUCUCUAACAAUAGUAAUUCAGCAGGAGAGCAAUGUUUAUCUGUCCCAUGCAUGGAAAGCCAAUUUGUUGCAGUAUUCGGAGGGUAUUUAAGACAAUAUAUUCCUAGUAAAGGGUUAUAUAAAUGUGAUUUUAGUGGCGAAGGUGCAUAUGAAAUGUUAAGUAAGAUUUUUGAGGAUCCAAAUUGGGGAAUUAGGCAAUAUGCUCAGAAACAAAAAACAGCUGUAAUUCUUCUUUCUUCAACAAGUAAUUUUUCAGAUUUAGUAAACUUAGAAAUUGGCAAGAAAAAAAAUCAUCAAAAGCGCAAAUCAAAUGUAUUUGGAAUGAAUAUUGAAUGGCAAACCCGCAAAUUAAUGGAUGCUGUUAAUCAUACAUCACAAGCUGGGUACAUUACAAUACGAUUUAUGACAGAUACAGGGUAUUUUUGA